UCUUCAAUCAAUUUAUUAAAAUCUAACUAAUUGUGUAUUAUCAAAAUAUAUACUGAAAUGGAUAUUAUAUUCAAGAAAAUAAACUCUAUAGAACAUUUUGAUAUAAUAUGUAACGAAAUAAUAAACAACAUGUAUACUCGAAGCGAUGAAAAGAUUUCAGAAAUUGUUGAAAAUAAUGUGAUUCAAACUGCAAAACAGGAGCUCCGGACUAUCAUUUCAACGAAUAAAUAUGACAUUAACAUGAUUAUAGAACACUUGAACACUAAAGAUUGGAAUCAAGAAAAACUUAUCGCUUUUUUAGAUUUAUUGAAAAAAAAAUUGUCAGAUAUUGUACUAAUGAGUAUUUAUCAUCACAAUUGUUCGUAUGGGGAAGUUAUUACUAGCUUUGAUUGGCUCUUGAAGCUUGUUCUUGGGAGCAGCGAAUCUAAAACUAGUCAGUACCCUAUCCUGCAACUGAUAACAAGCUCUAUAAAUUUUAAUGGAGAAGCAAAUACAAUGAUUUAUGAUCUUGAUAAAGAAAUGGUGCUUAGAAUGAUAAAUUCCCUCGAAAGAGUAAUAACUUGAAUGAAAUACUAUACAUUCUGGUAAAAUGAAGAAUUAAAAUAUAAUUCAUGGCUUUAGAAACAAACUUUGCUCUAAAGCUGAAUUCAGACUGAGUAAUCCCAUAUUUUUUUAAAUAGUUCACAUUUUAUAUAAUAAGUUUACUCUUUGAUCAGUGCCUUAAAGGUGAUCUCACUUUUUGAUUAUUUCCAUUUUUAUUUUCGUAUAUAAU
Messenger RNA from Bombyx mandarina (wild silkworm), 772 nucleotides. RefSeq lists its product as uncharacterized. NCBI's taxonomy places the organism in Eukaryota, Metazoa, Arthropoda, Insecta, Lepidoptera, Bombycidae. The record is from RefSeq and is a predicted model, not a curated record.